Dicentrarchus labrax (European seabass) is the source of this 5099-nucleotide messenger RNA. RefSeq names its product protein phosphatase 1, regulatory subunit 3Db (gene ppp1r3db). NCBI's taxonomy places the organism in Eukaryota, Metazoa, Chordata, Actinopteri, Moronidae. Gene Ontology annotation, molecular function: protein phosphatase 1 binding; glycogen binding. Bases 326 to 1207 code for a protein of 293 amino acids. The transcript has 2 exons. Gene Ontology annotation, cellular component: protein phosphatase type 1 complex. The record is from RefSeq and is a predicted model, not a curated record. Gene Ontology annotation, biological process: regulation of glycogen biosynthetic process.
ACAGUUCUCCGGAGCUGGUUGUCGUGCAGUCACUGAUGGCUUCGUUGGCUGGUUGUGUUGUUUAUUAAGUCUUCUUACGGGAUCAUCUGCUGUGGGUGGCUUGCAAUAGCUUCAUUAUUUUUUUUGCUCAAGAUGUUGUGUUUGGUUUCUUGUGGAGCGUUACUGGCAUCUGCUGGCAGAGGCAGGCUCUUAUCUGUCAUCUGGUGGCAGUUGGGUUCACGGCAACUUUGCUUGCAGCCAGUGAACACAAGGUCAGUGCAAGAGACCAGUUCAGCAACAGAACACAACACGUCUCUGCAGUAAAGGUGUGUUUAUUGUGACAAACAUGGCGAACAAGGAGAAGAGCGGGCCCCGGCCUCAGUUUAUCAGUGGCUCCAGUAGUGUAUCCACCACCAUCCGUCUUCGGGACCUUUAUGAUCCCAAGCCUCAACCUCCCAAAGCCCCAGUCCGGAUCCGCCCUCCGGGUCCGAGAGCUCCAUCAGCAAAGGAACUCAAUUUAAAGCACAGCUCUCCCAGUGAUCCUCCAACCAAGACGAUCAUGAGGAGACGAGCUCAGUCUCUACCUUCAUCAGCAGAGAGGAAAAAGGAGCUCAGGAGCCUGCAGGUACGCUUUGUGGACUCACUGGGCCUCGAGUUAGAGGAAGUUAAAGUCUUCAAAGUUCAAGAGCGCCCCCUGAUACCCCAACAUGUUAUGUUCAGACUACUGAUGAGCUCUGAACUGGCUUUCGGGAAAUCAUUGGAGCUGUCCCUGCCUUACUUCAAACCUUGUUUCCCUGAGAAUAUGGGAGCUCAGCCAGACUUCCUGAAGCGUCUCUACACUCAGAGCGUGUGUCUGCAGCAGGUCCUGUGUUCAGAGCAGGGGAUAACAGGCACUAUACAAGUACUAAACUUAGCUUAUGAGAAAGAGGUCACAGUGCACUACUCUUUCACCAACUGGAGAACACUCACAGAAACAACAGCAUCCUGGGUAUCAAGUGGGUACCGUGGGGAGUGCGAUGCUCCAGAGACAGAUAUCUUCAGAUUUCGUCUGCCUGUGCCGCCCUUCAUUUUGCUGCCAGGAGCCAUUUUAGAAUUUGCCAUCUGCUACUGCGUAAAAGGAUCUAAUUAUUGGGACAACAACAAUGGACACAAUUACAAACUGUCAUGCCACAGCUACAAGGUGACUGUGCCGAGGGAGUGUGAGGACAGCAUGCUGCAUUUCACCUGAGUGUCCACACAGGGGAGCUGGAACACCUGCACACAGAUAUGGGUGACAGGCAAAAAAGUACCACCUAAACUACCCAUAAUUCCCUUUGCUUAUUAUAUUCAGCAGUGGAAUGUAACUAAAUACAUUUACUCAAGUACUUGCUAGUACAGUUUUGAGGUACUUCAGCAACUGCCACUUUGUAAAUAUUGUACUUUUUAUUCCACUAGAUUUAUCUGACAGCUGCAGCUAUCUUUCAGAAUUAAAGUUUACACGCAAAAUAAACGAUCAGUUGGAAACUUUGUAGAAUCAUCCCAACAAUGUAUAAAGUAGUUAAAAUGAACUCCGCCGCAACCAGCCACAACAUUAGAAUGCUGCUUGUAUGUUAAUGUACAUUAUCUGAUACUAAUACUUUAUUUACUGCACUUUUACUUAAGUAAUAUUUUGGAUGCAGGAGUUUUAAUGAAGUAUUACAAUAUUGUUAUUUUUACUUAAAUAAAGGAUCUCAACACUCGCUCCACCUCAGAUAAGAAGAUGUUCUAACCAGGGAGAACUCAAAUUUAACACUAGAGAAAUACUAAAAUGGUCAAAGGAGGUCAAGACUUUAGUUUAAAAAGGUAAAAUCAUUUAGUGAAUACUGCUUCCUUGAGUGAUCUGACAGAUAAUCUGAGAAUAAAUCAGGUACCUCUGGCUCCUCCUAGUGCUCCUAAUGACAUUUGCAAGAAUCCAACGGGCCUGAACAAAAACAACCAAUCAGAGCUGAGAAAGAUAGUUGAUUGUUGGGUCUCAUUCUCAGGUGAUCAAAUGCCAACACCACCUCAUGUGCUACUGUCAGCAUAUAAAGUUUCAGCAAAUAUUACCAAAAAAAACCCAUUUUUCUAAAGGUUACCUACUGUAGCAGCCAUCAGUUUAGUAUGGCUUAAGCUCCAAAAACGCAGGAUCCUACAUUUCCCAUAAUGCAACUUAAUAGCACACCACUACCCACACUUCCAGCUUAACACAAUGGCUUUCUGUUGAAAAUUGGAAGUCUCAAGCCGGAGUCAAGACAACCCAGAUGACAUCCCCUCAGUACGAGUAAGCUAAACUUCAUAUGUAAAACGGGUGCAGUGGCCCUUUAAAAUAUUCCAGUCUGAGUCAUGGAAGGAUUCCUGUGUUCCUGCUGGGCUUUUAUUUAGAUUAAAUCCCGGCCACCUCUGUACAGAUCUACAAAAGAAUUUGCCCACUCUGCACGUCAGCAAAGUCUGGUGACCCAAUUUAAUGACCGACAGUCUGAGUUAUUGUUGUAUCUUAACACAGAAUUUGCACAAGGUGACAAAUCCAUAUUCUCUGCUGAUUUCACACAGAAUGAGAGCACUUAAUGAGCUGCUGGCAACCCGAGCAGCGUGUUUGCUGUUACUCUGCACUUUCUGUCACGAUCAAGGGGGCUUGACCUCACUCUUCUGGAGCUUGUUUUGUUUUUAGAGGAGGAUUACCGGGAGCAGUGCGAGCUCCUCUGUUGCACUAUGAUCCCUUGGUUAUCCCCGACGGCACUGACCUUUCACCAAAAAGUUUCCACUGAUAUGAGAGGCCAGAUUCCACAGAACUUCCUGGCAGGCUGCAACGUUUGACUCAUAGGCGGGCGUUCUUCCAUCUGCAUUAGUCACUGCAGCUGUAUGGCAAGCUUUAAACAUGAUAGCAGAUAUCUGAACAUGAAACACAUUACGGAGCAUGUCAAGCCCUUAUCCAUAAUCAAUCAAUGAGAGAAAAAUAAAAUGUUGUUUAUUAAAGACACAAGUCUGUCAUCCAAAUGUGAACAAAAAGUUAGCCCUACCACUAAAAAUAGAAACAACUGUUAUGACCCUUAAACUGACUGACAGGACUUUAAAUCUAACUAAACUCAAUUUUUUUGAAUGAUCUGUUACACAAGCUCAUACAGUAUUAUCAGUUAUGAUCUCUUGAGAAACAAAAAACAAUAGAUUAAAAGUAGAUUAAAGUAAAUCUCUUCCUCCUUAUAUUAAGUAUGAAUGUGCCUGUAAUUUCAGUUUUGGGUUAAAUUACAGUUUGGGGGUUUCCUGUGAUUGUUUAAAACUGUACAUGCACAUGAGUGAUUGAACUGCAACUCUGCAACAACACGAAACACUAAACCCCUCUCUCCAGGCACGUUGAUAAGUUUGUGUGUAAUUUGAAGCAGUCAGACGUUGCAGUUGACAGACACUAGAUGGCAUCAUUGCUCAAAUCUAAGACCCUACAAAGUAAAGCAAUGUUGGAUUUUUGUCUCCAGUGGUGGAAGAAGUAUUCAGAACUUACACUCAAGUGAAAGUAGCCACACAACAAUGUAAAAAUACCCUAUUACAAGCAGGGCCGGAUCUAGAGGAAAAAUGCCUGGUUAUGGCCAUUUUUUAGACUAAUUUCAAUGAAAAAAGACUUUGACUUUGACUAAAAAUAAAACAAUUUACUGAUUUCUAAUGCCACCUUUAGGUAUUUCUAUUUGAUCCUUUACUAAUGUGCCACAAUCAUGUAAUGUUUUUGGGUUCAAAUAUCUUUAUUUAGGGGCUUUUCCAUGCAAAUAUUGAUUAAUGUGAUUGUUUGCGAUUAAAUCAGCAUUUAUUUCUGCCCCCUUGAAGUCUCCAUGCCCCAACGCCAUGAAUACUUCUCCAGAUCUGCCCCUGAUUACAAGUAACAAUGUUGCAUUCAACACAAUAGCCUGUCAGAGAUAUGAAGAUCAUCAGAUUAUUAUUACUGAUGUUGAGGUAGAGCUAAGUUUCUGUUGGGCAGUUUAAUCUGUAACAAUGCAUAUUUUGUAAAAUGAUAACUAAAUAAAAUCUUAACCUGCAAAGUACCAUAAUAAUAGGUGUCAAAUAAAAGUUGGAAGUAUCCUAAAUGCAAACACUCCAGUGAAGUACCUCAAAUGUGUAAAAUACAGUACUUGAGCAAAUGUACUUUUGAACAUCCCACUGCUGUUUGUUGCUAACUUCGCACUAUUUGAGAUCCAUGCAACAUAAAUGUGUUUUGUUUCCACAAAUCCUAUGAAUGCACAUUUUAGAUAUCAGUCUUUUUGUUGAGCUUUUCUUAAUUCACCACUAAACUAUAGUAAAAGAGAGUCACAGCUUCCCUCUGUUAUGAUAAUAAACUGCUGUAGUGUAUACUGGUUGUGGAUUGAGUGAUGAACUGGUUUACCCUCAUUAUCCCAUCACUGAUUCCUGAGAGCGUUAUUACAAAACUCCAUCUGCCUUUAGAAACUUUUUCAAACAAUCUAUUUAGAAAAGUAACACAACAUUCUGUAAUCACACUCCCCGGAGAGCUGUGCACUGUCCUCAGAGCUCUCAGAGGGCACUCAUAACCUGGCAACCCUUUCUUGUUGUGUCUUACACUUUGCCUCUGUAGCUUGUUUGUAAUUACUGGACUCACAGACGAUGACUUAUUCCACUGUAGCAGUCACUGUGAGGCGCGGUGGAUAAAGGCAUGAACAUAGCAGUAAACUGCAAGAAUGGCCUUUGUGCUGCCAGGCUUUAGCGUGCCCUCUCUACUUGUUUCUCCUAAACCUUUUACAGUUGCACCAGAAACAAAAACAAACAUCCCCUCUGUUCUCCGGGGCUGCCUGCGUUUCAUUGCUCUCAUUGUUUGUCUGGAUGGAUGUUCUUCACUAACAGUCUUAGCUGUCAUGCCAGCGUGUUGCUGGGGCACACAUCCAUGCAGCCUAGCAGCGCUGUGCCUUUAUUUGGGGCUGUCAUCUUGUGCUUAUUGCCGGUAGUUAUAUAAGAAGCCACCAUAUUAGGAGCCAACAUGAUGCUCAAUAGUGACGUUUGCUCCAGGGACUGGCUGGAAUUGAAAUGUAACAACUGAUGCUUCAUUUUGGGUGCCAGUGAUUAUGAGUUGCAUCAUUAAAACACCAUUAUGGCCUGUGUGUUUUGGAAUAAAAGAACUGUGUCGCUUGUAA